AUGUACGAAACCAGAACUGCAGAGAAGGGACACGCCCUGGCUGCACUGCUAGCAUAUUUUCCUGUGGACGACAUAGAAACAGUUGUCGGAGAAGAAAAAGAGUUUUUCAAACCCAUAGAGUCAGCCACUGACCAGACUGGGGGCGAGUCAUCAAUGGAGGUCGAUACACCUGAACCAUUAUGGACCGUAUUUACUAAUGUCUCAUCAAAUGUUGGUGGAUCUGGAGUUGGAUGUGUCAUCCUUACUCCCGAAGGUUCGAGGAUCGAGAAAGCGACCAUAUUGGGUUUUCAAGCAUCAAACAAUGAAGCUGAAUAUAAAGCAGCAAUUAUCGGCUUAAAGGAUGUCAAACAAUUAGAUGCGAAGAACGUGAAGCUCGUAACUGAUUCCAUGCUAGUAGUUAACCAGUUUCGGGGGACCUAUAGAGCCAAGGAAGAGAGGAUGGCCCUAUAUUUGGAUCAUAUGAGAGAGAUGGCAAAUGAAUUCGACCAGUUCUCUAUUGGGCAGCGACCACGGCUGGAAAACAGGCACGCAAAUGCUUUAGCAUACCUAAGCUCCGCAGUCGAUACUGAUACCACCUGUUUCAUUGUGGUGGAUUUCCAAAAGUUACCUAGCAUCUCCGACAGCCACUUUGUUUUGGCUCUCGAACACGCUAGUGGGUGCGAGAGGGCAACUACAUCAGCAUAG
Messenger RNA from Papaver somniferum (opium poppy), 684 nucleotides. RefSeq lists its product as uncharacterized. The record is from RefSeq and is a predicted model, not a curated record. Bases 1 to 684 code for a protein of 227 amino acids. Lineage: Eukaryota; Viridiplantae; Streptophyta; Magnoliopsida; Ranunculales; Papaveraceae. The transcript has a single exon. Gene Ontology annotation, molecular function: nucleic acid binding; RNA-DNA hybrid ribonuclease activity.